This is a messenger RNA of Schistosoma spindalis, 207 nucleotides long. The record is from the annotation of a GenBank genome assembly. Lineage: Eukaryota; Metazoa; Platyhelminthes; Trematoda; Strigeidida; Schistosomatidae.
AUGUUGAUUGUGACCCAACAAGAGUCGGAUGGUAAUAACGAUAAUAAUAAUAAUAAUAAUAAUAAUAAUAAUAAUAAUAAUAAUAAUAAUGAUAAUAGUAAUAAUAAUAAUAGUAAUAAUAAUAAUAAUAAUGAUAAUAGUAAUAAUAAUAAUAGUAAUAAUAAUGAUAAUAAUAAUAAUAAUAAUAGUAAUAAUAACAAACGAUAG